Porites lobata is the source of this 5704-nucleotide messenger RNA. The record is from the annotation of a GenBank genome assembly. NCBI's taxonomy places the organism in Eukaryota, Metazoa, Cnidaria, Anthozoa, Scleractinia, Poritidae.
CUCAAAACAAAAUGUCUUCUUGUGAGGAAUUUUUUAGUCGUCUACGGAAGCUUGCAGUCACAGUUGAUAAGGAAUCCAGUGAACUAAAAGGGAUUUUAGAAGACUCGGAAAUUUCGGCUUACGAUGAAAAUCGUGCCUGCCUUCUCUUACGAGAAACUCUAGCGGAGGUCAAAGACUUUAAGGUAUUAGCUAAAAAAAUUCAUGAUAAAAAAGUAAAUAAGCAGCUGAAAAUUAACCUUAAAGCUUUUAUUAAAAUAUCUCAAGUUUAUAUAAACCUUAACUGCAAACACCUGGACCAUCAAAAAUCGAUAAUUUGUUCGUUGAAUGAAUUUGUAAUGAAGAUCAAUGCUUGGUUGUAUCGCAGCACUUCAGAUCUGUAGGCUCGCUAAAACUUUUUUACCAUUACAUGUAAGCUUACUUUAUGUUAAGUUGUACUGACAGAUUCUAUGAAAGUAUUAUAUAGUUGCAUCCAGUGCUUUCAGGCAAUGGUUUAAUAAUUUUGGCUUGAAACUCAUUUAAAUCAUCUUUAAAGAUGGAGCCAAGAAAUGGAGGAAGAAGAACAACAAAAAUUUUUUCUAAUUGAUCAGUUGAUACAAUUGUAUAUGUCAAUAUCUCAGUUCAGUUUAAUUCACCCUGUGAAAAGAGGUGAAGACUGUGCUUUCCCCGGUGCCAAGUGACCAAAGUAUAGGUAGAAAGUGGCAGUGGUGGGGAUUACCCUGGGGGAGGGCUACUGAUUCAAUUAAGUUUUAAAUGGGGAGUCUUUGCCCUGAGGUGCAACCUCUUACACUUUCAUAUUCCAUUUUUUUUUCAGAAAGGUACGCCUUUCAUGUACCUUUUAUUGACAAAACCAUACGUUUACUAGUUAUGACUAGUGAAAUAUUCGAGCUGAAGACAAUUUUUAAUUUUUUGAGAAAGUAUCAUCAAACCUCUUUACUAUGGAAACCAACAGGGCAGAGGGAAGUGUCUGCAGAGUGUCUGCCCAUCACAGAUGUCUUCACAAUGACAAGAGUUGGUCCUACUAGAAGGAUGUUUGUAUUACGUAGAUGUCCUGAAUAUAAAUGAGGACUAGGAACCAUGAAUUUCCAAUUAACUCAGUUGUUAAGUUGCACCUGUAUUUAACAAGGUCCUCAACGGCUCAACCUGUUCUGGGUGCAAUUGAAAUGAUUAUGGUAUUUGUUUUCAUGUUUUUGGUGAAAUAGUAGCAGCUGGUAUUCUUAUAUUUUUCAAAAUCAGAAAGAGGUUAAUGACAAAGUUAAAGAUGUUCAGGAGAGACACAUAUUUGGAGACUUCAUUUCUGCAUGUGGUAGGCUCAUGACACAAACAAAAGAACAAAUAAAUGAGUUAGAAUCUCAUUUGGAAAAAUAUGGAUUCAUCAGACCAAAAGGUAAAGGUGCUUUUUUUUUUAACUUUAUCCUAGUGCAUGUUUUGAAUCCUACCUAACUUUGUUCUCGAAAGAUAUUCCUUUAUUCAUUUACUCUCAAGUUUCUCUCAAGUUUAGCCAAAUACCUGGGAGACUGGAAUUCUAGAUAUGUGGUGAUGCCAGACAGGGAUAAAAAUGCAAAUGGUUGAUUAUAAAUCAAUACUCCAAAAAAUCCCUAAGUCUGCUAUUUUAUAAAACAACAAAAUAAUGUGAAAUGUGAACCAAAUGGGAGGAUUCAUGGUGAAAAAGAUUAAUGAUACAUAGAAAUGUAUGAUUUUUAAAAUGUAUCAUAACAUUUUUUACCCUGAAUCUUCCCAUUUGUAAUACCCACAAUGAAAACUCAAGGUUCACAGGUAAAGGAAGGUAAUCUUAUGCAUGAUUCAAAUGUCUCUUUCAGAAGACUUGCCUGAUUCUACAUAUUCACCCACAGACGGUGUCAAGUUCGAUGAAGAUAGGUACGGGUGAGAGGCUGAAAAUUUUCAAGUUUGAAUGAUCAGUUCACAAUGAAGCAGAAAAAAAUGAAAAUAGUUUUAAUUUGUAGAUUGGGCUUACAAACAACAUUAGUUUGUCUUAAUUUUAUUUUGUUUUUCCGGCACAAAACUUUCCAUUUUUUUCAUCCUUUAUUACUAUAGUGCAAUGAAAACAAGUGGGGAAAGGCAGCAUGUUUCAAGCUCAGAGCAGUCAGACAGUGGAGAUGGAGACAUUCCAUUUGAAAAUAGUACAGAUACUAGGCCGCAGGACAUAACCAUGGAAACAGACCACUCUGAAAAUGCUGACAACAAAGGUGCAAUCUAAAUACUUAACUUCAAACAUCUCAGGCAUGAUCACGUCUAUUAACAAACAAAGAAACUUAGAUUCCCUUCUUGAACUGUUCCAGUGUGGUUUAAUACUCAGUGUUCUCAGAUUUAAAAAAUUAAUAUAUUAAUUAAUAAUUUAAUACUACUAGUAAUAAUAUUAUUAAUAGUAAUAAUUAUUUCUACCCAGGUUUAAAAAAUAUUAAUUAACAAUAAUUUUUUAACAUUAUUAUUAAUAGUGCUAUGCACUGGCCGGAAAAAUGCAUUCUCAGAGAGAAAAAAAGGUCCUAGACUUAAAAGUUUGCGGCAAAACUGGUUAAUAGUUGCAUGAUGUUGGUGUGUGAGAAUAAUCUUUAGCAGUCACACUGAGAUAACUGAAUCUCCUGAACUACUGUAUGUAUUGCACAUGACCAUGCACUUAUCAAAGAGUAACUAUAAAUUAUAAAGAUUAUUUCCUGCACUUAAAUUUGCCUGCCAGGCAGCCUAAUUUAUUCUUCCUGUAAACUAUGCAUUUAAGUUUAGUUUAUUUAAGCUGAAUGCAGCCUGAGAGCAAUGAUUAUUUUCUUUACAGAAAAUGAGGAGGAUAUCUUCAAGUUGCCUGUCCCACCACAGACAUUCACCAAGAUGAUCGAAGUUACUCCACAAAGACCAUUUGAACCCAGACAAGGCAUACUACAGGAUAAAGGACAGAUGACACCUUAUUCAACUCCUGAAGCUCCACAAACAACUACACCAAUGAUUAAGUCGCGACUGGCUGAUGAGACCACAGGAACACCAAAUGAUAAUUUAUCAACACCAGAGGAUACCCAUCUCCCAUCACAGCCAGUCACAGUCACACCAAUGUUUAAGCCAUCUGAUGGAGGUGUAAAUAUUCAGACUAACUUGUUGCCAGCACUGGGAUCUCCUGAUCUACCUGCCCCACCAGUGAUGGGUACUCCAGGUCUGAAGGCAUUAGGUCCUUCAGGACUGGAAUUCCCAUCAUCAGAGUUGUCAUUCAGCUUGGAAGCCCUGCCACCUCCACCAGAUAUUACUUCUGUGCAUAUUCUUAAACCAGGUGUGUGAACUUAACAAUGAACCCAAUGACAAUAAACAAACUUUUGUUAAUUAACUAUUUAAUAUUGCAUAAUCAGAAUACCUGAUUUGGGAUUGUUAACAAUGUAUGAGUAGGUGAAACACAGCAAACUUAAUUUUGACCAUCAGAUCAAGUAAGGGUACAUCUUUUGAAUUUUGAACCAGUAAUUUCCCUAACACACUCACUUGGUAUAUUAAUAAUACAAAAGACACCUGUCCACACAACAUAAUCACUAACUGGCAAAUUAGAGUUUCUGACACAUCUGGUCAACAAACACUCAACUUAAGUAAUUAUGAGGCAAAUCCAGGAAGGUGCAAAACUGAUACUUUUAAAAUAUUCUUACUCUCGUAACUAUGAUUAAAAGAUCCCUGACAUGUGCUUUAAUUUGAAAGUAUAACCAGACAAAAUCUAGCAACAAGUUUUAAUUCAUAGUAAUGUGAAGGCACAAGUCUAUCAGAUUAGUGUUGUGAAAGGAAGUGGCAAUAAGACAUUUUUUGUUACAGGCAUUAUGUUUCAUAACAAAAUGCCAGUCCAUCAAUUAGGUUGCCCCGUCCUUUAACAUGUAUGUACUAUUCAACACAAGGGGAGACUUUAUCCUUACAAAAUAAUGGCUGAAAAAUGGAAAUGUUUGCCACUCUUGAAAAAUAACUUAGUUUAGUAUUCUCUUCCACCAUAGAUGAUGUUAUACCCACUGCUCCUGUACAAGGCAGUUACUUGGCUGAUCACAGUGGUCAAAGCCAGCACAUGUUUGUUCAACCUCUAAAUGAGAAUGAAUACAGCAUUCUACCCGUAUAUGUUGCAAACCAAUUCAGCCUGAAGUGUAUUAACCACCAUCUUGACACAAUAAAUCAAUUCUUAUUGAGCAACAAUGAAGGUAAGGAAUGCUUAAGUACCACUGUAAAGGAUAGACAGGCUUGUUAUGUUGGAAAUUGCUCCAAUCACAGCACAGAAAAGUUUCAUCCAGUAGUCUGGGAAAAGUUAUCUUACUGCGCAAGUAACUUUUAAAGCUUACUUGUCCAUUGGUUAGACAAGGGUCUCCUCCUCUAACAAAUUCAUUUACUAAGACAAGCAAGAAGUUGCACCAGGCAAGCAAAAUGCGAGAGCUGCUUGCCCACAGGACAAGCUGGAAUUCAAGUUUUUUUUUUCAAGCCCUGAUACUGGCUGAUAGGCCACACCUUUUCCCCCUAUACUGUUGCUCAAAAUUGGUGGUGCAGCUAACUGUUUCUUCAAAGACUUUUUAAUGGUAAUUUUUGAACUUCCAUGAUCAUCCUAAAAACAAAGCCCAUGCCAAUCCUCUCUUUGCAAAAAGUCAUAUGCUCUCUUCUUGAAAGUACUUGCCAUGGGUGACUUUGAUGGUGAACUCUUUUCAAGGGUGAAUCUGUGACAGAUGGAUAGGCUUAUAGCACAAUACAGUAGAACCUCAAUAAGUUGAACUCGCAUAACUUCAACUCCCCACCAACUCGAACUAAAUUUCCUUUCCCUUGAACCAAAUUUCACUGAAAUUUACCCCAAUAACUCUGGUUCUUGUAACUCCACUAGGAUGCCAUCGCAUAAGCCCUUUUUGUUGCAUAAUCGAUGAAAACUCUUGAAACCAUUUAGUUUUAAUUAGUGCAACAAACAGAUCUCAUUUUAUCAUAAAAAUACAUGAACAUGUUACCGUUUCCGAUGAGAUAACUUAAAUUUGCACAGUACAUAUUUACUGAAGAGCUGCAAAAUUCAGUACCUGUCAAUGUUAUUAUUCACACAAAUGUAACAUGGCAGAUUGGACAUUAAUUUUCAAUUGAUCGCGGUAACUUGAAUCCCCGCUAACUUGGACUGUUGUUUGUUGCCCCUCAGGGUUUGAUUUACCAGGGUUCUACUCUAUAUCCUUGUACCGAGAUUGUAGCCUUGGCAUACAUUAUUUUUCAGAUAGAGAGUUUAUCAUUUUUAUUUUAAAAUUUAAUAUUAAUUUUUAGUUUACUUUAUAAUGAAAACAUUUCCCUACAAUUCAAUUUCAGGACACCUUGAACCUGCCAUGCUUGAACAGGAUCUCAGAAAUCUUCUUUGUCUAGGAGCAGCUACAAAGGCAUUCAUGUUAGCACUGGUGAAAACAGGGAGGUUAAAAUUAGCUGGAAAGAGCAUUAUUUUCAUGAACCCUGCAUAAAAUCCACACAAUAAUAUAUUCACUCAUUUGACAUUGCUGCUUUAUUGAAGGACACUAAAAGCAACACUUCUUUUCUGAGGGUCAUUUUUUGAUGACCAACAAGAUGCAUACUAGAAGGAAUAAGAGAGGAAGACUUUUGAUUUAGAAGGCUUAUCCACUAAUAUAGAAUAAAGAGAAAAUAAGGCAUUGGAUUGCGUAUAUAGAAAAACAGAACUUGAAUCUUGUGUUCUGGUUGUUACUAGGUUCUGAAAUAAUUGAAUGUGUACAAAGUUGAC